Molecule: messenger RNA, 794 nt
Organism: Cinclus cinclus
Lineage: Eukaryota; Metazoa; Chordata; Aves; Passeriformes; Cinclidae
Gene: LMO1
Product: LIM domain only 1
Exons: 3
Coding region: 1-438 (145 amino acids)
Biological process (GO): positive regulation of transcription by RNA polymerase II
Cellular component (GO): nucleus
Molecular function (GO): transcription coactivator activity; DNA-binding transcription factor binding
Source: RefSeq, a predicted model, not a curated record
AUGCUAUCCGUACAACCCAAAGGCAAGCAGAAGGGCUGCGCCGGCUGCAACCGAAAGAUCAAGGACCGGUACCUGCUGAAGGCUCUGGAUAAGUAUUGGCAUGAAGACUGUCUAAAGUGUGCCUGCUGUGACUGUCGUCUUGGAGAGGUUGGAUCAACUCUUUACACAAAAGCAAAUCUCAUUCUCUGCCGCAGAGAUUACCUGAGGCUCUUUGGUACCACCGGGAAUUGUGCUGCCUGCAGUAAGCUGAUCCCUGCCUUUGAGAUGGUGAUGAGGGCCAGAGAUAAUGUUUACCAUUUGGACUGCUUUGCCUGUCAGCUCUGCAACCAGCGAUUCUGCGUGGGAGACAAAUUUUUCCUGAAGAACAACAUGAUCUUGUGUCAGAUGGACUAUGAGGAAGGGCAGCUGAACGGGAGCUUCGAGUCCCAGGUUCAAUAACAGCCCCUGCUUCACUGGAGCACUGUGGGAUGGGCGCUUGGCCGCACGAGCAGCGAGGGCGUCUGUCAGCUUGCCUGCAAUAUUUUUUUAAUUCUUGGUCCAGAGAGGACUAUAUACAUUGUAGUACUUUUCCCCCCCAACACAAAGCAGUUACAAUUUUAGAUGUACAGUUGUGCCUGCUUAGCUGAGCACUGCAUUGCCUGUAUGUUUGUGAGUUUUUGGGGUCUGGGGAGGGCUCUGUACAGUCUGUUUUCUGUAUAUAAACUGGAACAUUUAUUUUAUGAAAAAUGUAAUGCAAUUUUAUUACUGGUGUGAAUUAAAAAUUAUGAAUGUUUCCUGGUCAUCGUUGCUGUGGU